Messenger RNA from Ixodes scapularis (black-legged tick), 1795 nucleotides. Its product is annotated as mitochondrial tRNA-specific 2-thiouridylase 1. Bases 265 to 1743 code for a protein of 492 amino acids. Gene Ontology annotation, molecular function: sulfurtransferase activity. Gene Ontology annotation, biological process: tRNA wobble position uridine thiolation. NCBI's taxonomy places the organism in Eukaryota, Metazoa, Arthropoda, Arachnida, Ixodida, Ixodidae. Gene Ontology annotation, cellular component: mitochondrion. The record is from RefSeq and is a predicted model, not a curated record. The transcript has 7 exons.
ACGUCGUCUGUUCCAUGCAUUCGUGCAUUGGGGUGAUUGGUACGAUUGCUGCCGUUUUGGCGUGGUUACCAGCUUUAUAUAUUUGAUAGCCCGUAGCUCUCGUGAUCAUAUCUCGGCAACUAAUAAGUCCACACCCUCAGCCACUGAAGCCGCCGUCGCUGCGCCAUGAACCUGAGCGCGUAAGCGAGUGCGAUCGUACGGCAUGUCUCACCUGGGUCACUUCAUUUGCGAGGGUUUCGCCGGGCCAGAUCCGAACCCCGAAGAAUGGCUUCGAGGUUUCGAAAAGUCGUCUGUGGCAUGUCCGGAGGUGUGGACAGUAGUGUCGCGGCCUUCCUCCUCCGAAAGUCCGGGUACGACGUGACGGGCGUCUUCAUGCGAAACUGGGACCCGCACGACGCCGACAGCCACUGCGAUCUGGACGCGGACGAGACAGAUGCCAAGUGGGUAUGCGACACCCUCGGCAUUCCUUUCAUGAUGGUGGACUUCGUCAAGCCCUACUGGCACAACGUGUUCAGCCCCAUGCUUCAGGAGUACCAAGAUGGCCUCACUCCCAAUCCAGACAUUAUGUGCAACCAUGUGAUCAAGUUUGGCGCCUUCCACCGCCACGCCGUCAAGCGCUUCGGAGCGGACGCCGUAGCAACGGGACACUACGCGCGGAUACGUAACCUGCCAGAUGGAAGUGUGGAGCUUCUGCAAGGUGUGGACCCUGUCAAGGACCAGAGUUUCUUCCUGAGCCAGGUGGGGCAGGCUGCCCUGCAGCGCACCCUCUUCCCGCUCGGUGAGGCCACCAAGGGCCAGGUCAAGGCCCUGGCCCGUUCCCUCGGACUGCACAGGGUGGCCGACAAGAAGGAGAGCAUGGGGAUGUGCUUCAUCGGCAAGCAAGACUUCCAGUCCUUCGUAGAGAAGUAUGUGGAGCCCAAGCGAGGCACCUUCGUGGACAUUGAGACGGGAAAGGUGGUCGGCAGUCACUCGGGUAAGUGCUUUCCACCCGAGAAACAGGGCUGGCACUCUCGUACCACGCACAAUGUUUUCAGAGGGGUCCGAUCUAAAAGUGGCGCAUUUCUUUCAACUUCUAUUUCCGGCCACGACACAGUUGGUCAGAAACUGACACGGAUCCCCAACUCCUGGCCGCUUAAGCUUCCUCGGACUGUCAGGCUGGAGAGCAAACUUCAGAGAUGCUGGCGACAGCGAGACACUUUUAUGACUUCGGGCACUUUUUGGGAUGCGAUAGACACACCAGAAAGCAUUUUAGGCACUGUGGUGAAACUGUGGUGCAGCAUGAUAUGCGUCGAUGCAGGGGUGCACGCUUGGACGCUGGGCCAACGCUGCCGUCUGGGAGGUCUGCGCUCCGCCUACUUCGUUGCCAGGCUCUGUCCCAUCACCCAGCAAAUCCUGGUGGCCUCCGGCUGGGACCAUCCUGCACUCCGCUGGCGGGAGAUGCGCACCGGGGCACCCCACUGGAUCCGACUGCCGUUGGUGGGGGGCGGGGGACCCCCUUCGGCACGCUGCCUCUUCAAGAGCCAGCACCUAGAUCCCCCCGUGCCCUGCACCGUCGCCGAGGGCCCCGGCGGCGGACUAACAGUGUUGCUCGACCACCACAAGAGGGCUAUCUCUCCCGGGCAGUUUGCAGUGUUCUACGGCGAGGACAGCCAGUGUUUUGGCAGUGCCAAGAUCACCGAGCUGGGGCCAAGCCUAUACGAAGAACAGCGGUCCUUCCAUUCUACCGCUAGGAGCAAAGGAUAGUUUGUGUAGACCUUUGUGUGUAAAUAAACCAGACAUUUCUUUUUCCCAUUCA